GUACACACACCUCUGUUCCCGUCUACGUGUAUAUUUUCUAACGUUCGUAUCUCGGUAGCCACAUAUACUGCAAUUGCACUUCGAGAUAUUGGGAGUGAGAGAAUGGAACAUGGCAAUUUUAUUUUUGUGGUUUGGAGUUAUAUUUUCCUAUCAGCGUAUGAAGUAGAUGCUCUGGGGUCCCUGAAUUCCACCGGGCCACCAUGGGAUCCUCCAUCACCGCCUCCAACCAUAUCUUCUGAACACUGGUUCCACCAGAAGCUGGACCACUUUAAUGUUGUCGACAGUCGAUACUGGAAACAGAGAUACUACGUCUUUGACAAGUUCUACAAGCCAGGCGGUCCAGCCUUCCUGACCAUAGGGGGAGAGGGUGCCCUGGGGGUGUUCGUGCAGGAGGGGGCCUGGAUGGAUUACCUUCAGUCAUACCAUGCUAUUGGCUUUGCUGUGGAACAUCGAUAUUAUGGAGACAGUCGCCCCACAUCCGACCUGAGGACAAGUAACCUUCAGUAUCUGACUGUAGAACAAGCCUUGGAAGACGUCGCCAAUUUCAUAGUAGUAGCGACCAAGGAGCACAAUCUCUCUGACACAAAGUGGGUCACAUUCGGAGGGUCUUAUGCAGGCUUGUUGUCCGCCUAUGUACGCUACAAGUUCCCUCAUCUGGUUGCCGGGGCAAUAGCAUCCAGCGCACCAGUUGCUCUCUCUGCGUUUGCCCCUGAAUUCUUAGUAAGUAUUGGCGAAUCUCUCCGCUCUGUGCCCGGAUGUUACCAGGCAGUAGCUGAUGCAUUUAGUGAUGCUAGGCAGCAUCUCAAGGAUGACGCCGGAGUCCAACACCUGCAGUCACUCUUCAGGUUGUGUGCUUUUGAUCGCACAAACAAGCUCGAUGUGGAGAACAUGAUGAAUGGACUGCUGUCUCCAAUCAUUAACACAGCACAGUACAGUAACGAUAAUAUGGGGUACUUGACAGAUCGACAACUCUCUGUAUCGUCCAUGUGUCGGGUGAUGACAGACACAAGCAGGGAAACUCCCCCUAUCCCGCCUGGCGGACUAUCACGCAAUCGUCUACAACAACUAUACAAACCUCAGAGAUCCUUUUAUGUUGUGCGAGUCUGCCAAGCUUACUUUGGUCCAGCAUUUAACGUGACCCAGCUGACCAGGGGCGUGCAGCAGAUGUUGAUGGACUAUGGAGGCCUGGGGAUUCAGGCCACCAACGUGGUGUACACACACGGGUCCUAUGAUCCAUGGCACAAGUACGGUUUCAGCACGGAUCCAAACCCAAAAUCCCCUGUGAUCAUCAUACAGGGUACGUCAUUAGCAUUUCACACAGUCACCGUCAUCAUCACAUGA
Haliotis rubra (blacklip abalone) is the source of this 1341-nucleotide messenger RNA. Its product is annotated as putative serine protease F56F10.1. Lineage: Eukaryota; Metazoa; Mollusca; Gastropoda; Lepetellida; Haliotidae. Gene Ontology annotation, molecular function: serine-type exopeptidase activity; dipeptidyl-peptidase activity. The record is from RefSeq and is a predicted model, not a curated record. The coding region runs from base 103 to 1341 and encodes 412 amino acids. The transcript is spliced from 8 exons. Gene Ontology annotation, biological process: proteolysis.